This is a messenger RNA of Epinephelus lanceolatus (giant grouper), 999 nucleotides long. RefSeq names its product olfactory receptor 2AT4-like. Gene Ontology annotation, molecular function: olfactory receptor activity; odorant binding; G protein-coupled receptor activity. Gene Ontology annotation, cellular component: membrane. Gene Ontology annotation, biological process: G protein-coupled receptor signaling pathway; detection of chemical stimulus involved in sensory perception of smell. NCBI's taxonomy places the organism in Eukaryota, Metazoa, Chordata, Actinopteri, Perciformes, Serranidae. The record is from RefSeq and is a predicted model, not a curated record.
UUGUGGAGUUCAGCUAUGUCUUUUCUCAGGACUGUUUUAAAUGACUCUGUCAUCAUUCAUCCUCCAGGCUUCUAUAUCAUCGGAUUUCAGACAUUUCCCUUCAUCAGUGUCUAUUUCAUCUUUCUGGCAUUUGUCUAUGUGGUUACAGUGCUGUUCAACUGUUUGGUGAUCUGUGUAAUUGUCUUUAAUUAUUGUUUACACACUCCAAAGUUUCUGGCUGUUGUCAAUCUUGCAGUAAUUGAUAUAGUCCUUAACACAUGCCUUAUUCCCAGCAUGAUAAAAAUAUUCCUUGUUAAGGAUAAUUUCAUUCCAUUCAACCUCUGUUUGGUACAAAUGUUUGUCUACUAUGCUGUUGUAUCUCUGGAGUCAUACGCACUUGCUAUACUUGCCUAUGACAGGUUGAUUGCAAUAUGUUUCCCUCUACGUCACAACUCCAUCAACACACUGCGGAGCAUGUCUUGUAUUGUUGGUGUUACUUGGUCUUUUGUUCUGGCAGUUACAGUGUUUGCAAUAGGUAUAAUGACUCGACUGUCUUUUUGCAGUUCAGUCCAAGUGUUCAGCUAUUUCUGUGACUAUGCACCUGUGUUUAGACUAGCCUGUAAUGAUUACUCAAUGCAGUGGUCUGUGGCCUCUUUUUUCUCCAUUUUAAUCCUUGUAGGACCCUUUACUUUUAUUCUUCUGUCAUAUAUGAGCAUCCUGGUGACUGUAUUCAGGAUGAAAUCUUUAGACAGUUGUGUGAAAGCUUUGGCUACUUGUGUUGAGCAUAUCAUCCUUGUUGCUGUAUUUUACAUUCCUCUCAUUACCAUUUUUACUAUAGGGUUUUAUCUGCGAGCAAUUGACCCAGACCAGCGUGUGCUGAGCCUGUCGCUGGCCUCUUGCAUCCCACCCUGCGUCAAUCCUAUUGUAUAUUCUUUGAAAACUAAAGAGAUCAAAAUCAGAGUCCUGGCGCUGGUGAGAAAAAAUACACUUGGCAAACAACAAACAAACCAACACAAUUAG